AUGACCAAAAUCAUAGAAACGGAUGAGCAGGUCGACAAGGUUGACAGCCGCCUCGCGCACUUAUUCGAAGCAAAGCAAUCUAUCCUAAACAGGUGGAAGAAGCAACGACUAAAUCGGCGCCUAAGGAAGAAGGUGGCGGAGCUGAAUCGCGCCAUCGAAGUUCAUUGUCGGCUGCUCUGCACGCAACAAUGGAACGAAAUCUGUAAUGCUGCGGACGGGCAGAUGCAUAGCGGCAAAACCUGGAACUUGAUGCGGCAUCUGCUCGACGAGACUAAAACAAAGUCCCACCAACGCGACCGCCUCGCAAAGAUCAUUCACAGAGCAGUCAAGGAAAACGGGGAAACUGAAGUAAUCAGACGCAUAAACAGCAAGUAUCUUCCGGUUACACCCACGGAAAGGCAUCCUGAGUACGGCGGUCAAGCCAACGAGAAGCUUGACCGCGACAUCAGCGUCGAGGAGGUGCGAGCGGCCCUGCACCAACUAAAGGGCAAGUCGGCGGCCGGCCCGGAUCACAUCUCGAACAGAGCGCUCAAGAACCUCAGCGAUGUGGCCAUCGAAAACCUCACCGGUUACUACAAGUGCUGGAGUGCGGGGUCACUGCCCCAGCAGUGGAAGAGUGCCAAGACCAUACUCAUCCCCAAACCAGGCAAGCCGCCGAACACGGACAACCUCCGGCCCAUCUCGCUCACGUCCUGCGUGGGCAAGGUGUUGGAGCACGUCCUCAUGUGUAGGUGGCAGGAUUACCUGGAGGAGUCGGGACUAUACCCCACCACGAUCAUCGGGUUUCGGCGUUCCCUCGGCACCCAAGACGCGAUGAUUCUGUUGAAGAAAGAUAUAAUUGACGAAGAUACCCUAACGAAAGACAACAAGGCCAUUCUGGGGCUGGACCUGCAGAGCGCCUUCGACAAGGUGAAGCACUCUGCAAUCCUAGCCCAGGUGUCCAGACUCAACAUGGGCGCAAGAACAUACAAUUAUAUCAAGGACUUUCUGACGGGACGGACUACCGAGCUCUGCGCCGGCGAUCUACGGCUCCAAGAGAAGAGGCUCGGCAGUGUCGGGACCCCCCAAGGCUCGGUCAUCUCGCCGUUGUUAUUCAACCUCGUCAUGAUCGGGGUGGCCAAGCGACUCUCUCGCGUCGAGGGCGUCCGGCACACCAUCUACGCCGAUGACAUCACGCUGUGGGUUCCGGGAGGCAGCGAUGGUCACAUUGAGAGCACGCUGCAAGAAGCCGUCGAUGCGAUUGAAGACCAGCUGAACGGUUCCGGUUUGAUCUGCUCACCGAGCAAGUCAGAACUGCUGGUGUUGCCACCGAAAUACGUCAGACGUAAGAAGAGCGAAGCGAGGGAUUACGAGGCCAUCAAGAUCGUGACGAGGAACGGCCACGUGAUCCCGGAGGUCGACAAAAUCCGGGUGCUCGGCAUGAUCAUAGACAAGCGACGAGGCAACGGCGAGACUAUUUCCCGCCUUACAGCCAAGAUUACCAACGCAAUACGUCUCAUCAGACGGGUCGCCAACCGCAAGGCCGGGAUGAAGGAGGAAAGCUUGACUCGGCUUGUGCACUCCUUCGUAAUUAGCCACGUCACCUACGUUGCAGCCUUCCACAACUGGAUGCAAUGUGAAAGGAAUAAAAUCGACGCCCUGAUACGCCGAGCUUACAAGGCGGCGCUCGGACUAUUCGAGUGUACGAGCACCAACAAGCUCCUGAGCCUGGGGGUACACAAUACCCUCGACGAUAUUGCGGAAGCGCAACGGACCGCCCAGCUGGAGCGGCUCUCUAUGACCGAAGCCGGCAGGCGCAUACUUCAAUACUUGGGCUUCACGCCCGGAGCGAAAGCGGCGAGUAGCGACGUUUCUGUCCCGGACGGAACCCGGCGCCGGAUUCGGGUGGACCUCAUCCCGAGAAACAUGAACCCGGAGUACAACAAGGAGAGAAGAGCGGCGAGGGCCAAGGCCCUCAUCGACUUUCACGCCAAGGACGAGCACGCAAGGUUCGUAGAUGCGGCAGAAUACCAGGGAGACUGCGCGGCGUUCGUAGCUACCGUCAUCGAGGCUUCGUCCGGCGCGACGAGGGCAGCGGCGAGCUUACGGGUCCGCGAGGCGUGUCAGGCGGAGGAGGUGGCCAUUGCCCUGGCCAUUGCCGACCCCGGGUGCCAGACGGUGUUGUGCGAUUCCCGAAGUGCAGUGCGGAAUUAUGCAAAGGGCAAAGUGUGUGGUGAGGCUGUGCGCGUUCUGUGCUCGGCUGACCUGCAACGACAGAAUCGGUGUGUUAGAAUCAAGUGGUUCCCGGCGCACGCGGGCAACGAUGCGUCCGAGAAGCACGAUAACCACAACGAGACGGCACACGCAGUGGCGCGAGCGCUAACCAACCGCGCCGCUGCAACCGACCGUCCAACGUGGUGUAGUGCCAAGGACCGCAUGACGACGUUCAACGAACUUACCCAGUUCCACCGCCUGGCUCGAAGGACUUUCCCACCCCCGCACCCGGGGCUGAGCCGAGCGGAGGCGGUGCUGUUCAGACAAUUACAAACUGGUUCUUUACCCACCCCAGUAUUAAUGACUCAUCUAUACCCUAAAUUAUAUGUGAGUGAUGUGUGCCGCGUGUGCCAGCGGGAGAGGGCCACCCUGACGCACAUCCUAUGGGAUUGCACCAAGUUUCCCAAUGAGGCUUCGACAAGUACAGCGAUUCCUCCGCGACUCGCUGCUGCGGCGGAAUGCUACGACCACGAAAGCCAAACCUGGGCCGUCCAGCAGGUCUCGGCGGCUCUUGAAAGACAAAGGCCGAGCGAAACCGACGGAACGUUGCCCCCCAGGGCGACCAACCGCGGGAGUAACACGCGCUGGAGUUGAGUAGAGACCACCCGCUGAGAAGACGUCAGGGCCCGCGUCACGGCGCCAUUUAGUCGUGGUGUCGUUCUGCAGGCGACUACAUGAAGUUGUCUCUC
This is a messenger RNA of Dermacentor albipictus, 2942 nucleotides long. RefSeq lists its product as uncharacterized. Lineage: Eukaryota; Metazoa; Arthropoda; Arachnida; Ixodida; Ixodidae. The record is from RefSeq and is a predicted model, not a curated record.